This is a messenger RNA of Parnassius apollo (apollo), 2955 nucleotides long. Lineage: Eukaryota; Metazoa; Arthropoda; Insecta; Lepidoptera; Papilionidae. The record is from the annotation of a GenBank genome assembly.
AUGGUGAAGAAGAAAAUUGAUAAUCGUAUACGUGUCAUGAUAGAAAACGGUGUCAAAUUAGGACACCGUACCAUGUUUUUGCUUGUAGGAGAUAAGAGUAGAGAUCAGGUGCCUAUUUUAUAUGACAUGCUUGUUAAAUCAAGUGUAAAGUCAAGACCAACAGUGCUUUGGUGCUAUAAAAACAAGGAUGAAGCUAUAAGCAAUCAUGGACGUAAAAGAGCAAAGAAAAUUGCAGCAGGAAAACUAGAAGUGUCAGAAGAGUCAUUGUUUGAUGCAUUCAGAGUGGCCACAACUAUUCAUGGAAGAUAUUACUCUGAGAGUCAUGCCAUGCUUGGUCAGACAUAUGGUGUGUGCGUAUUGCAGGAUUUUGAAGCUCUUACACCUAACUUGAUGGCCCGUACAAUUGAAACAGUAGAAGGUGGAGGGCUUAUUAUUUUCCUUCUUAAAACAAUGGAUUCACUAAGGCAAUUGCAUUCUAUCACUAUGGAUGUUCAUUCCAGAUUUAAAACAGAGGCAUAUGACACGGUGGUGAAUCGGUUCAAUGAGCGUUUCUUGCUAUCUCUCGCCGACAAUCCUCGUUGCCUGGUGUUGGAUGACUCUCUCACUGUAUUGCCAAUUUCAUCGAAGACAGCACAAGUGGAGCCAGUGGAUGUUGUACCAGAGCGUAUAAACCCCAAACUAACGGAAUUGAUAACUUCCCUUUCGGAUUCACCACCUGCUGGUCCGUUGGUUGCUCUCUGUCGCACGUACGACCAGGCGACGGCACUAGUUGCACUUAUAAACACACUCGCAGAUAAACAGUCAAGACCUCCACACUGCCUCACGGCCGCCAGAGGGCGCGGUAAAUCCGCUUGCCUCGGCUUGGCUGUAGCGGCGGCUGUAGCUUUGGGCUACGUCAACAUAUACGUCACUUCGCCACACCCAGAGAACCUUAUCACACUAUUCGAGUUUGUGCUGAAAGGGCUCGAUGCGUGCUUGUAUCAGGAACACAUUGAUUACAACAUUGUGAGGUCGACUAAUCCCGAUUUCAAGAAGGCCAUUGUUCGAGUUAAUGUUGCGAGGAACUCUCGGCAGACUGUGCAAUACAUCACCCCGGAUGAUCAUUCGUUACUAGCGGCUGCGGACCUCGUACUAGUGGACGAGGCGGCGGCUAUCCCUAUCGCUCACGUAUCGGCUGCAGCACAGAAAGCGCCACUCGCAUUUCUCUCAUCUACGGUUUCUGGAUACGAGGGCACAGGCCGUGCUCUAUCACUCAAACUCUUCGCUCAGUUACAGACCGAGCACAACGCUCCGCCUCCGAUAAAAUUAGAGGAGCCGAUUAGGUACCGAGCCGGCGACCCCGUGGAGCGAUGGCUGAACGCGCUGCUGUGCCUGGAAGCGCCUAGCGCAGGGCCGGGCGCGGGCGCGCCGCCGCCCGCCGCGUGCGAACUGCUGCGCGUGAACCGCGACGCGCUCUUCUGCUAUCACCGCGCCGCCGAAGCCUUCCUGCACCGCCUCGUCGCGAUAUACGUCGCCAGCCAUUACAAGAACAGUCCGAAUGAUAUUCAGCUUUUGGCAGACGCGCCGGCACAUUGUCUGUUUGUCCUUUUGGCUCCAACCCCGCCCAAGUCUACUUCAAUGCCUGAAGUGCUGUGUGUCAUACAGAUGUGCCUCGAGGGAAAUAUUUCUGAUAAGACGGUUCGAGAUAGCCUGGGCCGUGGACGAAAAGCAGCCGGUGAUUUAAUUCCAUGGAAUAUUUGCGAACAGUACGGUGACAAGGAUUUCCCCAAACUGUCCGGAGCGAGGAUAGUUAGGAUAGCCACGCAUCCGUCUUAUCAACGGAUGGGAUAUGGGAAGAGGGCACUUCAGCAGCUUGCUGCGUACUACUCUGGUGACAUUCCUUGUCUGGAUGAAGACGCCUCGGACGACGAGGAGCAGGCAAACGGACAAGCAAACACGUUGCAAACUGAAACGAUUGUGCCCAGGACGAAGCCACCAACUUUGUUGAAAAGGUUGACAGAAGUCAGGGCUGAACACCUGGACUACUUGGGAACAAGUUUUGGUCUAACCGAGGAGUUGCUUAAAUUUUGGAAGUCACAGAAAUAUGUGCCGGUUUACUUAAGUCAAAAAGCGAACGAGUUAACUGGCGAGCAUUCGUGUAUAAUGCUGCGGUCGCUUUCGGAGAGUGCGUGGCUCGCGGCGUACAGUGCCGACUUCAGGAAACGCCUGUCGAGAUUGUUAUCCCGAAGUCUAAGACGAUUGCCUGCUUUGCUCGCACUCAGUACUCUUCUCAACGACAACAUAAAGAUUGAUAAGCCUGAACUAACAAAGCAGCUGAUUUCUGAACAAGUGUCAGGCCACGACCUAGGACGUUUGGAAGCGUACUGCCGCCAACAGGCAGAUUACCGACUCAUCACCGACCUCAUCACCCCGCUGGCUCACCUGUUAUUCCAUACUCGAGUUCCGGUCAAACUCGACGCCGUGCAACAGGUGAUAUUCGUGGGGAUGGGCUUUCAAAUGAAAGAUGUCGACGACAUAGCCGCGGAAUUAGGCCUCCCCGGCUCACAAAUCCUCGCUAAAUUUUACGAAGCGUGUAAGAAGAUAAACAUUGCUGUCAACUCCGUUUUAGAAGAUACCGUAGCCAAAGAGAUCGGAAUAGACGAUAAAACUGCUGACGUGAACAUAGACGGACCGGUGAAGCAGAGUCUAAAUGCAGAGUUGUCCAAAGCUGCGAAGGAGUUGGAGCGUAAACAGCGCAAAGAGUUAUCCAGACUGAUGGGUGAAGAUCUGACGCAGUACCGCAUCAAAGGCAGCGACCUAGACUGGAAUCAAGCUCUCACCACCUCCAAGCAGAAGAACAUUGUUUCAGUUAAAAGCGGUGAGAAACGCUUGGGCGACGACAGUAAAGAAAUUGAUGACUUAAUAGAAUCCCACUCCAACAAGAAGAAGAAAAAGAAGAAACAUGUUAGAAAUUGA